CAAAAAAAAAAAAAAAACAUUAUAAUAAUGCCUCGAGAAACCGAACAAGAGCACACCAAAAGUACGUCAUGUCGACGGAGGCCACCCUCUCCACCGCCUCUAGCCGCCGUUCUUACCGGUGCUACAACUGCAACGACGCCUUCCACAUAACCAACAGCGCCGGCGUGAGCUCCUCCUUUCGCUGCCCUCGUUGCUUUCACCGCCACCUCCUCCCUAACUACACCAUUGCCAGUCUUACGCCUCUUUUUCAACCUUUUACUGCCAAUUUUACCCUUUCCACCAUCAAUUCUGUCACUUUUGAUUAUUCUGAUUCGGAAACAGAUUCCGAUGAGAGUGAUUCCGACGAUUUUUCGUUUGAGUUGUUUAACUCAACUCAAUUCCGUUCUCCAACUCUUAAAUCGUUUCUUGACUCACUCCCGAUUGUGAAAAUUGAUGAAUCAUCGAAAAACUGUCCGAUUUGUAUGGAGGAGUUUGGAAUUGAUACGGAAGCGAGUCAAUUGCCUUGUAAGCAUUACUUUCAUUAUGAUUGUAUUGUCCCUUGGCUUAAUCGGAGUAAUACUUGUCCACUCUGCCGGCAUAAAUUGCCGCGACAAGCUGAAGACGAAAUUGAAAAGGACCUGCAAGUUAUUUUGGAUGGUGAAAAUGGUGAUAGAGAAUUUCAAGAUAAUAGUGUUGUUCUAGUAUCAACAGCAUCAUCCUUAGGAUUGAGUGAAGUUGGUGAGGAUGAUGAUGACCUUAGAGAAAGGGAUCUGGACGAAAUGCGCGAUGAAGAUGGUGAUAUAAUGAUGGUUGAUGCAUGAAGUUUAAAAGAGAAACAUAUAUGUAUAUAAUUAUCUUUUUGGUACCUAGUUGAAGAAGGUGAUAACUCUUGUGGAAAGCUUUGAAGAAUGGUAUUCUGCUGAAACAGAUACAGAGGCCAAAGGGCCCAAGUAAACUAUUGGAGUCUGCUUGGUGGAAGAUACAUCAGUGCUGGUACUAGCAUAUAUGGCAAGUUGGUUGUUGCUAUUUCCCUUGUUAGCAGUGGGGGAGGGGGGUGUUGGGCUUUCAUUUUCACGCUACAUCAAGUCUGUAGCGGUCAACCUUUACGGAUUUCCCAUGUUUGUCGUAGAACUAGAGGAAAUGAGAAAACGUCACAUUUGGGAGCAACAGUUAGAUUAAUUAUUUGUCCAUACUAGUCACUUAGAGAUAGAAACCUCUGCUGUGUUUCAACAUUAUAAUGUUAAGCAAUGCAGUGUUGUGAAGUAUUUCUUCAAACUUUCCAUAUAACUUUUGUAAAGUUUUAUUUCAUAAUAUUAAUUCAAUCA
Molecule: messenger RNA, 1304 nt
Organism: Solanum dulcamara
Lineage: Eukaryota; Viridiplantae; Streptophyta; Magnoliopsida; Solanales; Solanaceae
Product: E3 ubiquitin-protein ligase RING1-like
Exons: 2
Coding region: 69-800 (243 amino acids)
Biological process (GO): protein ubiquitination
Cellular component (GO): cytoplasm
Molecular function (GO): zinc ion binding; ubiquitin protein ligase activity
Source: RefSeq, a predicted model, not a curated record